UUAGCGGAAAACGAGGAAAUGAUGAAAGAUCUACCAGCUCCUGUGACUUUGGAACACGUGAUGUCAUCCACUUUUAUAAAGAAACAUUUCAUGGAUAGCAAUUUAAACAAUACAUCCUACCAUCCCGUAAGUUGUAAAAUUUUAAUAUGAUAUUGAGUUGUGCUUUAUAUUGAAUAUGCUGUUCAACCUGAUUUUUGUUAUACAUGAAAUUUUUUCAUUGAAACAUAUUAAGUAAUUUUGUUUCCGUCUGCAGAUUAUCGAAAAACCCGACUUUCACUGUGAAGUAAAGAAUUCUGGGUUACAAGCAAAUUCAGGUAAACUAAACUGAACUAUAAAUUAUGGAUAUAGGUCUGUCAGUUUUCGAAACUGUUUUUCCUUUUUUAGGGAGUUCCCAUAUAGACGUCCAGUAUACGGGACAUUCUAGGAGGAAACCUAAACUAAACUCACUCAUUAUUUAUACUGGAUUAGUGGAUAGUUUUUUCGAUUAGACAGUGACAAUGUUCGCCCAAAUUGUAAUGGCAUUUGUUUUUUCCCUGUCUAGUUCACCAAGUAACCGCAGCAGAUAUCAGUGUGGUGGCGUCCCUAGGCGACUCUAUUAUGGUAUAUAAACAAAAAUAUUAUUAUAAAAACAUAUAAUCUUUUACUAUAUUUCCAGAAAAAGACAAGCGUUUUAGUGUGAUGUUCUUUUUUGCAUGUAAUGACAACUUUUCUCGAAAAGUUUCCCCAAUUUGAAACGAGAUAUCAUAACAAUCACAUGUGAUUCUUUUAGAUUGGUUUGGGUGCAAGAGGGACAACAAUGGUCGAUUUCUUCACAGAAUACCGUGGGAUAUCAUGGAGGUAUUUUUGAACGUUUUUUUGUUUUGAUUUCAUCCUUAUUGAUAUUGAACUGUUCACUUAUAUUUUAUUGUUGAAAGAAACCAUUUAUUACUUUUUUGACGUUUUUCUAACUCAAAAUAGUGUCGGACUACCAUCAGAAUAAAUUUUCAAACUUCUAUCGAGUAUCGUAUUGUCUUUCAACUCCGCGUAAAAUCGAAGGGUCUGUGGCAAAAAUACAAUACACACGUGACGGUGAAGGACCAGAUUUAUGAAUAAACGUAGACUAACGUAGAUAACGAGUUAUUGUUAUUCUAACGAGAUUCACAGCCAUUUUCCCUUCGAUAGGCUAUGGCCGAUGUUAUUUAUAUUUUAAUGUUGAAACCUCAAAGCCAGAAAAUUAAGUUAUGUUCAUGCAUAAAAGUUGAAGCCAGAAAAUUAAGUUAUGUUCAUGCAUAAAUUAUACAAUGGAUAAUUAUAUGCAUUCAGUUUACACUGCCGGGAAAAGCAAGACAAACUUUUUCUGUAUAAUUUCUCAUCUAAUUUCAUCCGAAUCAAAAUUUAAUCAAUUUGUGCUUGGGUAAUGUCAUAUAAGAUAUCUAUGGGUAUAGUGUCCAUUAGCCCCACAAAUUUUCAUUUUAAUACGUUUGAUAUUUUGUGAGCUAUCGUUUUGACAGACAAACACAAAUAUACAAAUGAAGGAAACAGUGAAGUAAAACACUAAUAUCUCAGUUAUUUUUCAGCAAUGGUGGUGACGCAGAUUUGCAAGAUAUUUUGACUCUGCCUAGUAAGUACAUGCAUGUAUAUCACUGAGUAAACUAUUGAUUGAAUGAUUGUUUAAUUGGUCUCUUAUUGAUUAAUUGAUUGAAGAGAUAAUUUGUCGAAUCAAGCCUGAUUGUGAUCAAUUAUCGCUCAAUGGACAUUUGCAUUAUAGACUAAAUUUUGAUCUAGACAAAAAUUUCAUCACAGCUUGAAAGAGCAUCAGAAAAUUAGUAAUAUUCUGAAGUUUCGUUGCGAAAUGUUGUAAAAUGCGGAUAAUAUAGCCGUGCGAAGUUUGCCGUUUUUCAGUCAUUUUGUAUUACGCACGGGAAAUUGACAGCCCAAUCAGGUGUUGGCGCAUCAAUUUCCCGUUUGUAAUACAAAAUGACUGAAAAUUGCAAAUUUCGCAAGGCUAUAUUAUCCACAUUUUGCAACAUUUCGCAGCGAAACUUUGGCAUAUUACUAAUUUUGUGAUGCUCUUUCAAGCUGUGAUGAAAUUUUUGUCUAGACCAAAAUUUAGUCUAUAAUGCAAAUGGUCCAUUACAACACAUAAUCUAUUACAUUGAUAGAGUAUAAGUUUUUACCAAAAUAAUAGCUUUUUACUAAAUGAAUGUAAAUUUUUUGUCGUUGAAAGAUAUAUUGAAAAAAUUCAAUCCGAAGCUAAAGGGUUAUUCAACGAACAUAGCCAGACACUACGAGAAGAACUCAGGUUUAAAUUUCGCCACCGUCUCAGCUACUUCCAGGUUUGAAAUUUUUUUUAUCUUCUAAUACAAUUAUUCGGUUUCAUGGUAUCAAACCUCAAACCUUGGUGAUUAUGAAACAAUGAUCACGAUGUAUCGCUCUUUUGCAGACAUUUAGAAGAACAAGUGCACCAACUUAUAACUAAAGUUAAACAAGAUAAGGUGAAUAGAAAAUUUGUACUAUACAGUAUCGAUGUAUUGGGCUGCCAAGCGCCGCAGGCAUUGAGAGUACGAGAGCAUGCUCUUUUGAACUUUUCUUCUGGUUGUUUUAAUAGACUAUUGAUUUUAAAGAAGAUUGGAAGCUAGUUAACAUUAUGUCUGGCACAAGAGAUCUUUGCAGGCUGUGUGGAGAUAUGGUAAAUCAUUUUAAAAACUUUAUUUAUACUGGAUAGCUCUAAAACAGUUCUAAACUGUUCUCCGUAGAAGCCCAGUAAAGGUCAUCUCUUAUUGAUCCAGUGUUACUGCAGGAGGAAACCUAAACUAAACCACUGCAAUUUAUAGGAUGAAGUCACGCCUGAUGAUUACAUUCGAUCACUGGUCAAGACAUUGGACACUUUACAGACCAAGGUAUUAUCAUGAUAGGAAGGAAUCUUUUACAUUGUUUGCAUAAGCGAGUGAAGAACAUAAGUUGAUGAGUAAUUUUAUCCAAUUAAGAAAUCAUUUUGUUUUGUUUAGAUGCCAAGAACAUUUGUUAAUCUUAUCCUGCCAAUAAAUGUCUCUUCACUUUAUGCUUUAAACAAUCGUGGCCGUUGCAUGAUGGGAAAUUGGUAGGUUAUGCACGGCCUAUCUUCAAAUUGACGCUUCUCAAAAUAUAACGCGAAUGUUAACGUCUGAUGACACUUGCAUUUUGCAGGUCGAUUUGUCCAUGUUUAGGAAAUGAAUUCAUGAGAAAAAAGAUCUCUAACUUUUACGAAGGAUACAAGGUAGAAAACUAGAGCAAUUUUUUUAAAAUAAACUGUUAAACAAUAUUAAGUAGUACAGUCAACAUACGACUUCAUUAGACUAGUAUUAAUUAGUGCCAAUUAAUACUGUAUUAGUUAAUUAAUAGUAAUUACUAUUUAAUCAAAAGUCUUAAGGGGCGGAUCAUUAGAUAGUGAUGGGAGAGGGGGGACUUUUUUAACUUGUACGAAUAUUUUUUAAAGUUUUUGCUUGUGUCGAUAAUUUUUUUAAAAUAUAAUCCCUUGCACGAAUUUUUUUAUUUCAACAUAUAAUUUUCCCUAUUGAAAAGUCUCUGCACGAAUUUUUUCCUUUCUGUUUCCCCUGUGCGAUUUGUUUGCCCCCCCCCCCACAUCACUUUUCUAACGGUCUGCCCCUAACCAAUAUACAACACAGAAAUUCUACUAUACAUUUAUUUUUGACAUUUGUAUGUUUCAUGUUCAGAGUCUUGUGUACGAGUUGAUUGGCAGUGGCGUGUAUGACAGAGAUGAAGAUUUUACUGUGGUUCUUCAACCUGUGUUUGAAGAUUUACUAUUUGAUGUUCCUAAGGUAUAAAAUAUGUCCAAGUAAAAUUUUUACUGACGCGCAUUAUGUUUAUUGGUAGGUGAGGCCCGAAUUUUUUUAAUACUCUAAGCCCAACCUCGCAAGCCAGACUCUCUCUACAAGUAGACCUCUAUUUCAGUCUAAACUAAAAAAUAUUACUUUUCUUGUAAUUGGUCAUGUACUAAAACAUUGAACGAUUUCGUUUGUUUUCAGUUAACCUUUUUCUUUCUCGUUCAUAUUUCUACAGGAUCGUGAUUUAUUUUCGCUGGACUGUCUUCAUUUCUCUGCGAAAGGAAACGCUUUGGCAGCUACCGCCUUGUGGAACAACAUGGUACGUGAACAUGUCUAACUACUUGUUUUAAGGCGGUCAAAAUGGAGGCGUACCAUUACAUUGCAGGAAUGGCAACAGCAUUGCCACUCAAGAAAAGUUCAGAUUGAACCUCCACUCAUUGAGUGUGAAGGAGCUUUUAGAAUACGGGUACUCCUAACCCCAUUCGAUUGUGAAUUUUAUUCAAUUUCGUCUUUUUUACGUGACUCGGGCGUUUCACUCGGGCUCAGAAUUGACUCGGAUUUGCCUUGAUAGCUGGAUUUACUCAAUGGCAAACAUAUACUCUUUGAGCAGUUUAAUCGAAAUUAUUCAAAUCCUUAUUUUAGUUUGAACCAGUUCACAAGAAGUUGUCAAGAUGGCACAAACCGCUGACAAUUAAAUGUCCCAUCGAGGUAACAUGAAGUAUUAUUACACAUUUGAUGUCGUUUGCACAGAUGGUGUGCUUGUUCAGCCGUUCCGCACGUUGUAACCAAUAAUUUAUUGGCGUUGUAAUGCCAUUGUAUGCAAUAAAGUAUUGGUUACAAUGGAUUUACAAUUAAUCCAAACGCUAAUCCUAACUCUAACCCUAAUCCUAGCCCCUAACCCUAACCCCACCUUCUAACCCCUAACCCCACCUGCUAACUCCGCAACCUAACCGCAAACCCUAACCCCGGCCAGCUACCCCUCCGGUAGCCUGUGCACAUCCUGUAUUACCCUGUACUACAGUCUGUGAAAACUCACGCGAUUGCUUGUCGAGCUACUCAGAUCUGAGUAGUAGACUGUCAUUGGCUAAAGAUAAUUAAAUUAUUUUGAUUGCAUGCGAUUGGUUAAUUUCUCAUCACUAGUAAAACCUGUUUUUCCAAUCAAUAUAAAAUUAAUAAGACCACUUAAUUUCAACGCGCGAAAUUGAUUUGUUCUUCAAAAUUUCCUAUACUCGCUGCUCCAAGACAAGGUAAAUUUUAUAUAUUUUUAAUCCUGGAGAAAUAAGCUAUCGGAAAAUGUUUAAAUCAAGUUUAUACGAUCAGAAAUUUAGAAGUUAGGAGUCAAUUUGGCAGCCGCUUGACUAAAAUUUAAUUGUUUACACUGACACGAAAACAACAUUACAAAUCUUAUGUACAGUAAGCUCAUCCAGUUUUUGUUGUAGAGACUUUGUUUACUUAUCUUUCGAAAGAAAAUCUUCUACGGAUUUCAAAACUAUAUAAUGUGUCUCGUGUUAAGAUAGAAAAUAAUUUUUAAAUGAAGAAAAGUGAAUGGACUUUGCACGUCAGUCGAGACAUAUUAAAUAUUUAGUUUAGCAUGUAAGCAUCAAAUUUCGUUGGUAAAUUUGGUGAAAACUUGCUCAAAGUUGAGGCUCAAACCUUUACAUACUUUAUAUAAUCUGUAUCGCUAUACAACCAGAAAUUUAAAAACGUUUGAAUGAAGUACAUUGGUUGAGUAUUUUAAAAAUUAUCCAAAGUUUUGUACUGUUGCGCUAUAUUUACAUGCCAUGCAUGCUGUCAUAUAUGUAUUAAAAUAUUUUGAAAUUCUCAGUACAAAACUUUAGAUAAUUUUUAAAAUACUCAACCAAUAUACUUCAUCCAAACAUUUUUAAAUUCCUGGUUGUAUAGCGAUACAGAUUAUAUAAAGUAUGUAAAGGUUUGAGCCUCAACUUUGAGCAAGUUUUCACCAAAUUUCCCGACGAAAUUUGAUGCUUACAUGCUAAACUAAAUAUUUAAUAUGUCUCGACUGACGUGCAAAGUCCAUUCACUUUUCUUCAUUUAAAAAUUAUUUUCUAUCUUAACACGAGACACAUUAUAUAGUUUUGAAAUCCGUAGAAGAUUUUCUUUCGAAAGAUAAGUAAACAAAGUCUCUACAACAAACACUGGAUGAGCUUACAUAAGAUUUGUAAUGUUGUUUUCGUGUCAGUGUAAACAAUUAAAUUGUAGUCAAGCGGCUACCAAUUUGACUCCUAACUUCUAAAUUUCUGAUCGUAUAAACUUGAUUUAAACAUUUUCCGAUAGCUUAUUUCUCCAGGAUUAAAAAUAUAUAAAAUUUACCUUGUCUUGGAGCAGCGAGUAUAGAAAAUUUUGAAGAACAAAUCAAUUUCGCGCGUUGAAAUUAAGUGGUCUUAUUAAUUUUAUAUUGAUUGGAAAAACAGGUUUUACUAGUGAUGAGAAAUUAACCAAUCGCAUGCAAUCAAAAUAAUUUAAUUAUCUUUAGCCAAUGACAGUCUACUACUCAGAUCUGAGUAGCUCGACAAGCAAUCGCGUGAGUUUUCACAGACUGUAGUACAGGGUAAUACAGGAUGUGCACAGGCUACCCCUCCGGGGAAUUGACAAUGUUUUGCGUUGAGUAAAUCUGAAAUCUCAAUCAAUUGCAAUUUUUUUUCCUCAUAGAAUUCGCCAUAUUUGUCUACAAGGACCAACAGUAAAACCGAAGCCAAGUCAAAGCGGGAUCAGGACAGCAAAUCUGGAAUGUCCCCAGCUGUCAUCGUCACUGUAACACUUGCCAUUAUUUUCGCGCUUUCUUUAAUUACCGCCUUCGUGUAUUUGAAGCACAGACUAAGAACUCCAAUCACUAAACUAAAAUUUAGCAAUAAACCUUGGCUGAAGUACAGUAUUUAGCAAAAAUGUAAAAAUAUGUCAGUAGAUACUGUAGGAUAGCGUAAAUCUUCACCCCAAUGAACCCCUUUCAAAAUACCCCCACUAUAGGCCAAUUAACAAAGUAACAACAUUUUGAGCACCUGGAUACCACUUUGUGUGGACGGUAGAAUCAAUAACUAACGAUAUUUUGUAAUAUUAAUCAUGAUUGCAACGCUUCUAAGACAACUAUUUGUAAAAUUUACGUAAAACACUAAGACAGUCUAAUAUCAGGUCUAAUGACCAACUAGUGAACUCUUAGUUUCAGACAAGAUAAAUAUCUACUUUUUUAAGUUUCCAUUUGUAACUAUAGUUUUCUAGAUGUUUUGAUAGACUACAUUAAAUAAGAUAUCUACAGUGAAAGCGUCUAAAUCUCUAUGCUAUAGUAUACUCGAUAUUAAUUAAAUUAUAUCAUUGUCAAGACUCAAUACAGGAUCCAUGCAACCCACUAUAGCCA
Messenger RNA from Paramuricea clavata, 7173 nucleotides. NCBI's taxonomy places the organism in Eukaryota, Metazoa, Cnidaria, Anthozoa, Malacalcyonacea, Plexauridae. The record is from the annotation of a GenBank genome assembly.